AUGGGCGGCUAUGACAUAGUCAGCGGCAUCCUCGGCUGGACCUACUUCGCCGCAUGGUCAGUCAGCUUCUACCCACAAGUCCUCCUCAACUUCCAGCGCAAAUCAGUCACAGGUGUCUCCAUAGACUACCUCUGGCUGAAUGUCGCUGGCUUUUGUUGCUACUCGUCUUUUUGUGUCAUGUUCCUCGCGUCAGAUGACAUCAAAGAUGCAUACAAACAGCGCAAUCCAGGGUCUAGCGGUGCGCUUGUUCGCAUCAACGAUGCAGUCUUUGCAUUGCAUGCUCUUGUCAUUUCAUCCAUCACGCUCAGUCAAGCCUACCUCUGGGGCUACAAGAAGGAUCGCGAUCAGCACACAAGUACUAUUUGUCGCGGAUUCUUGACGGGUGUGAUCGUUUCUGCCAUUUCUCUUAUUUCCAUUGCUCAGAUGACAGACAAGCUCGAGUGGAUAGAUGUCCUCUAUGGACUCUCCUACUGCAAGCUACUAGUCACCGUGUACAAGUACAUGCCGCAACUCUACCUAAAUUUCGAACGGAAGAGCACUCGAGGCUUUUCAAUUGUCAAUGUACUCCUCGACUUUACUGGUGGAGCGUUGUCGUCUCUACAACUCGUCCUUGAUUCAGCUGUCUCUGGAGAUUGGUCCGCCAUCACGGGCGAUAUCGUCAAGUUUGGUCUCGGCCUCCUAUCCAUGUUCUUUGAUACGUUGUUGAUGCUGCAACACUACUGCGUCUACGGCGAAAAUCCAUUUGCCGACGAAGAUGAAGAUGCUCCAUUGCUACCAGAUCCACGCUAG
Messenger RNA from Protomyces lactucae-debilis, 789 nucleotides. Its product is annotated as PQ loop repeat-domain-containing protein. Gene Ontology annotation, biological process: L-cystine transport. The transcript is spliced from 2 exons. The record is from RefSeq and is a predicted model, not a curated record. Lineage: Eukaryota; Fungi; Ascomycota; Taphrinomycetes; Taphrinales; Protomycetaceae. Gene Ontology annotation, cellular component: vacuolar membrane; fungal-type vacuole. Gene Ontology annotation, molecular function: L-cystine transmembrane transporter activity. Bases 1 to 789 code for a protein of 262 amino acids.